AUGGACGGCAGAUGGGCUCCACCGUCGCCAGAUUUAUCUUGCUCGUACUACGCCGAGCAGCCUACUCACCCCCAGCAUACAGAACACAGCGGCCCCCUCGACAACGUCGCGCCGCCCUUCCCUCCGCCCAAAACCGAUCCGCCGCUGCAGAGCGACCCUGCGCCACCGCCUCGUAUGCCUCGCGGCGUCAAGAAGGAGGAGAGCAUGCAGGAUGCAGACUACUUGCCCGACGCGUCAGUGCCCGCCAUGCCAGACGCGAGCAAUGGCGUAGGCGGGGCAGACACGCCCAACACGGACAACAUCACCAUCAAGAACCACUUCCCCGUCGCGCGCAUAAAGCGCAUCAUGCAGGCCGACGACGAUGUCGGCAAGGUCGCCCAGGUCACGCCCGUCGUUGUUUCGAAAGCGCUCGAGCUCUUCAUGAUAUCCCUCGUCACCAAAGCCGCCGCCGAAGCCAAAGCGCGCAACUCCAAGCGUGUCGGCUCCAUCCACCUCAAGCAAGCCAUCACCAAGACCGACCGCUUCGACUUCCUCAACGAGAUCGUGUCCAAGGUUGCCGAUGCGCCAGAGAAGAGUGAGGGCGACAUGGACGUAGAUGGCAAAAAGAAGAAAACUUCAAGCCGGAAAAAGAAGAAGGCAGAGAGUGAUGACGACUUUUGA
Messenger RNA from Alternaria ventricosa, 660 nucleotides. RefSeq lists its product as uncharacterized. Gene Ontology annotation, molecular function: protein heterodimerization activity; transcription coactivator activity; transcription corepressor activity. Gene Ontology annotation, cellular component: nucleus; negative cofactor 2 complex. Lineage: Eukaryota; Fungi; Ascomycota; Dothideomycetes; Pleosporales; Pleosporaceae. The transcript has 2 exons. The record is from RefSeq and is a predicted model, not a curated record. Gene Ontology annotation, biological process: negative regulation of transcription by RNA polymerase II; transcription by RNA polymerase II; positive regulation of transcription by RNA polymerase II. Bases 1 to 660 code for a protein of 219 amino acids.